Molecule: messenger RNA, 2031 nt
Organism: Alternaria atra
Lineage: Eukaryota; Fungi; Ascomycota; Dothideomycetes; Pleosporales; Pleosporaceae
Exons: 1
Coding region: 1-2031 (676 amino acids)
Source: RefSeq, a predicted model, not a curated record
AUGUAUUUCAACUCCCCACCACUUCCUCCAGUGCUCCCCAGUGCCGGUGCCUCUAGCUUCGGCAAUCAUGACGAGCCAAGCGUUCCCCCAUCAGCACCCGGGCCAGGUGAGCCGUUACAGAUUCCAGUUCCACUAAUUCCGCUGGUGCGCAGUCUUCGUGGCGGAGCGUGGCUUACCACUUUCCGCCCGUCCAACUUUCUAAUUACCGCCUACGACGGCACGAUUCGUGUGGAAGUGCACCCUGCGAGCGCCGGUGGCGGUCGAACGGCAAGUGGCGACCUCUACCAGCGUCCAAUCCGCAUCCUGCCACUGCCGGUCCGUGUACCUCUGCUCGGUCAUGGUCCGCGCCCGCAAGCAGGAAUCCCCGUGCAGUCAAUCACCAGGUACAGGUACUACCUGAGCAUCACCAAGAUACUGGAAGGUGUGACUCUCGGCACCAAUUUCGAGCUGGAAUUUGAGCGCUGGAAGUACAUGCCGCCAGCUGUCCUGGGAGGGACUGGUAAAUGGGCGAAUGAAGGCUCUUUCAAGGCCACGAUGACGUGGGCCACUCCACCCGCCGGAUAUCCAAGUGCACGUGACUACCUGACUGGAGAUGUGAAGAAUUCCGCUGGCGUUGUCGUUGGCAGCCUCACCAUGGGAUGGAUUUCAAGCUUCCUACGCAAAGCAACCAUCGAAAUUGAAAGCGUGACUGGUGCUGAACGCCCGCUGAACAAUGGUCUCACCGGGGUCAGUCAACUCGACUGGAAGAAAGUGUUUGACAACGUCUCUUGGGACUUUACUGUUGUAAACAGCCAAAGCCACAUCACUGAGCACUCAGGCGAUAGUUGGACUGACGCCGAGUUACACGCCGGCAUGCUCCGUUGGCGUGACUUGGCCAACCUGGAUACUGAAUGGCGAUUUCAUCUGCUGUGUGUGAAGACGAUCGACAGCACAGCACGCGGUAUUAUGUACGAUGCAUAUGGCACAGACAGUAACAACAUUCCUCGCGAAGGUGCAGCAGUUGCCACUUCCUGGAUAAUUGCACCCGGUUGGGGUCGCGUCAGCGGCCGGCGAUUUGGCGCGGUACCGGAGGCAUAUUUUCGCGCUGCUGUGCAUGAGAUUGGGCAUGCCUUGAGCUUGGAGCACAAUCUUAACAACCAGCACUUCAUGGACACGAGCAACAUCAUCGCAGCGGCUGGGCAGACCACCCCGCCUCCAUUCCCUGACAACAUCAAAUGGAGCUUUGCCGACGACGAUAUUCGCCGCUUGAAGCAUUGGCCAGAUAUAUUUGUCCGGCCGGGUGGCUCUCCAUUUGGCUCUUCCCAUGCUACGCCAUCAGUAUCUCCGCCAGACAACGCGAUUGAUAUUCCAGACGUUGAGCUUUCCGUGACUCCUACUAUCUCUGAGGUCCCUCUGGGCGCCCCAGUACGUCUUGAGCUCAAGCUUCGCAACACUUCCGGGGAAGGCGGUUUCCCAAUACAAGUGCCCGCAGACAUUGGUCUCCGCUCUGGUUUCAUACAAGGUACAGUGAUAACUCCCGCUGGCGUCUCCAAGACCUUCAGUUCCAUCUUUAUCAACGACGACAGUGCCUAUAAAGUUCUAGCGCCAGGAGAGGAGACCAUAGCCUCCACUACCCUUCUGCGUGGUGCUGAAGGCGCCUUAUUCGCCUCGACCGGCUUGUACAAUGUCAGUGUCGAGGUCAAAUGGGACGUGGAAGAGGCUGUUGCCCGUUUCGUUGGUUACACAACAGUGCUAGUGACGGGACCGAAGGAUGCGAGCCAUGCUGCUGCAGCUCAUAAGCUACUGGCUUGCCCAGACGCCCAUCUUGUGUUAGUCUUGGGGGGAGAUCAUCUUAAGGAUGGUAUAUCAGCGAUACAAGCGGCAUUGAAGGAUGAUACGCUUCGGCCUCAUUAUGCGGUUGUUGAGGCAAGGAGACUGGCAACGCGUUUCGAGGACCGGAAGCCAGAUAUCGACGCUGCAAAGAAGCUGGUUGAAGGCAACAUUGUUGUCACCAAAUCGGAGAACCAGAAGCUGCAGGCUUGGUUUAAAUAG